This is a messenger RNA of Gekko japonicus, 1531 nucleotides long. It is a transcript of the gene TIA1, whose product is annotated as TIA1 cytotoxic granule-associated RNA binding protein. The coding region runs from base 187 to 1365 and encodes 392 amino acids. The transcript is spliced from 13 exons. Gene Ontology annotation, molecular function: mRNA binding. The record is from RefSeq and is a predicted model, not a curated record. Lineage: Eukaryota; Metazoa; Chordata; Lepidosauria; Squamata; Gekkonidae.
UCCUUCGGCCGGCUCGGGCCUCUCUGCCCGCCAGCGCCAUCUUGAGAGGACAAGCGGGGACAGGGGGCCUUGUUGUCCGCCGCGGAUCCCCGAGGGUCGGGAUCUCCUUCGCGCGCGGACUCGACCCACGGGUCGGCGCCGUGACUGGACCUGGACGGGCGAGGCUGAGGAGGACGAGCCGCCGCCAUGGAGGACGAAAUGCCCAAGACCCUGUAUGUGGGGAAUCUAUCAAGAGAUGUUACUGAAGCUCUGAUUCUCCAGCUUUUCAGCCAGAUUGGACCAUGCAAAAACUGCAAAAUGAUAAUGGAUACGGCUGGAAAUGAUCCAUACUGUUUUGUGGAGUUCUAUGAGCAUCGUCACGCAGCUGCAGCUUUAGCUGCUAUGAAUGGACGGAAGAUAAUGGGUAAGGAAGUCAAAGUGAACUGGGCAACAACCCCCAGCAGCCAGAAGAAAGAUACCAGCAGUAGUACCGUUGUCAACACACUGCGUUCACAAGACCACUUCCAUGUCUUUGUUGGAGACCUCAGCCCAGAAAUUACAACUGAAGAUAUAAAGGCAGCUUUUGCACCAUUUGGAAGAAUAUCGGAUGCACGAGUUGUGAAGGACAUGGCAACAGGAAAAUCUAAAGGAUAUGGCUUUGUUUCCUUCUUCAAUAAAUGGGAUGCCGAAAACGCUAUUCAGCAGAUGGGUGGACAGUGGCUUGGUGGAAGACAAAUAAGGACUAACUGGGCAACGCGCAAACCUCCAGCUCCAAAGAAUACAUAUGAGUCAAAUGCCAAACAACUUUCCUAUGAUGAUGUUGUAAAUCAGUCCAGUCCAAGCAAUUGCACUGUGUACUGUGGUGGUGUUACUUCAGGACUAACAGAACAGCUGAUGCGACAGACGUUUUCUCCAUUUGGACAGAUAAUGGAAAUUCGGGUCUUCCCAGAUAAAGGGUACUCCUUUGUGCGGUUCAAUUCUCAUGAAAGUGCUGCACAUGCAAUUGUUUCAGUCAAUGGCACAACCAUAGAAGGGCAUGUUGUGAAAUGUUAUUGGGGCAAAGAGACGCCAGAUAUGAUCAAUCCAAUCCAGCAGCAGAAUCAAGUGGGAUAUCCACCCCCUUAUGGGCAAUGGGGCCAAUGGUAUGGAAAUGCACAACAGAUUGGUCAGUACAUGCCUAAUGGCUGGCAAGUCCCUGCAUAUGGAAUGUAUGGACAAGCAUGGAAUCAGGGAUUUAAUCAGACACAGACUUCUGCAGCAUGGAUGGGUGCAAGCUAUGGCGUACCACCACCUCCACCACCACCUCCACCACCUCCCCAGGGACAGAAUGGAAGUGUUCUAACUAGUCAAACUGGAUAUCGGAUGGCAGGUUUUGAAACGCAGUGAGAGAGACGGACUCUGGAACAGAAACAACUGAUGGCUCUGAGGCUAUAUGGAGCAUUGUAAAUCCUUUGUUUACUUAAAAAAAAAUCUAUCCAAUCAAGUCAGUGCAAAUGUCAGAAACAGUAUUUAUUUUUAAUCAUGAAACUUUUGUCCACAUUUUUUUUAAAAA